GUGAUGCGCAUGAGAUUGGAAUUCCAGGCCAUGUCAUUGUGUUGUGGCAUCUUUCCAGCAAACCAACCGCCUCAUCGAGAGCUUGCAGAUGCAAAAGCCCCUCAAGCAUAACCAUUGUGUGGAACAAGUUGGCGGCUUUGCCACGAUAACCCUUCUGAGCACAGCAUACCCGUAAGAGUGCCCUCAAACAAAAGCCAAGCCUCGUAGAGAAAUCCACUGCUGCACCAUUGCGUUCCAAGAGAUGGUGCUUAGUAUGCCGUAUGUGGUGAUAUCACAACCGUUCCAAGACACAACGUCCCACACGGGCAUCGCAUCCAACACCUUCUUUUCCUUUGAAACGGCGAGCACGCGGGCAUGAGUCCCCGUCCACGAGUCGGGCAUGAUCAGGUUGCCCAGUCCGGGUAUAUGCUGCAAUGAGAGGAUUUGAGGCGUACAUGCUCUUGUGUGGAAUCUGCUCAAACAGUUGCCUCGUCUCGUCCAUGUGAUUCCACGAGACCGUGUCAAAAACGAGUCAAACAAUCCCUGGCGUAGCUGACGCAGCCGUUGCGGACGAGCGCCGCGAUGAUCGUGUUGUAGGAGAAGGAAUUGGGCUGCUGGAUGCUUCGAUCCAGCCAACACUGCCGCCUAUGUCUUACUCGCAAACAUCCACUCGAAUAACUUCAUCGCCCAGGUGGAUCUCGUUUCCAAGCCCUAUCAAGGAAUGGAGACGGGGCACAGCCGCGUUUCGGCCAUAGCUCGCCAUCUUCAAGCUGCGACGACGAGCAUUGAUCGUGACAACACAAGUUCCUGCGGUCUUCCGGUGGUUGUCGGUGCCAUGGUAGCGGACAUCCAAUCCUUUCCCUCCACUCAGCUCAGUCGUGGCACAACAGUCGUCGGCCAGGUCAAGUACAGCCAUGGUGGAGUCGGGAGAAAUGUGGCCGAGUGCAUGGCCAAGCUCGGAGUGCCUUCGUUUCUCAUCAGUAUCGUCGGGGACGACAUUGCUGGAAAUGCUCUGGUGGAUCACUGGAAGUCUCUGGGCUUAACGACAAACGGCAUUCGAAGGUGUUGUGGAGCAGCCACGCCAGUCAUCUCUAUCGCUUUCGACACCACGGGCGAAGUCGCUGCUGGUGUAGCCGACACUGGAACAGUUGAGAAACACCUGACCCCGGACUGGAUCUCGCAAUUCUCGACCAUCAUCCAAGCAGCACCGGUUGUGUUACUGGAUGCCAACCUCACUCCCGAGUCACUGGAAACAGCUUGCAAGUUGGCGGAGCAAGCAGAGGUUCCGGUGUGGUUCGAGCCAGUAUCAGUUUCCAAGUCCGUCAGGGCUGCUGGCCUCUACAAAUACCUUGCUUACGUAUCGCCAAACGAGAAAGAACUGGCUGCUAUGGGAGAAUCACUAUCGAGUCUUGAUACUGCUCCAGUUCCUAGUGGCUGGAGCAAGGAGCAGCGCUACAUCCAUCUCCUCCUCCAGGCAGGCGUCAAGCAUGUUAUUGUGACGCUGGGCAGCAAAGGCUCGCUAGCUUGCACGCUGGAGUCUGCAAGCGGCAGUAGCUUCUCAAUCCGCUGCCUUCACGUUCCAGCGGCGGCGGCUCGAGUGGCGAGCUUGAGCGGCGCUGGAGACUGCCUGGUGGCUGGAUGCAUCGCGUGGUUGGCGACGAGAGGGGACGGCGACGUGUUGGGAUGCGUCACCCAUGGCACCGCUGUGGCCAAACAAGCCGUGGAGUCGCACCUCAACGUCCCCGACGUGAUCUCGCGGCAGGAUCUUUGGAGCGAUGGCGAUGCUGCGCGGAGCAUGGCGCGAGAAUUAUCGUUAGAUGGCGGGAUAUUCGUGGAGCAUAUGCCGGGGGACAGGAGACCCUAGUGUGUCCCGGCGGUGGAGGUGGGCGAAGGCGCGGUGCGUGGAAAAAGACCCAUCCCAUGGCGUGCAAUCGACGCUAGCGCUAGAAGAGGUAGCUUCCACUGUAGCGAGCUGGGAGGAGGGGGAGGAGAGAAUGCGAGGAGGAUGCCCGUGGGAUGAGAGGAGGGAUUGCUUCGUCUUGGGUGGAAGUGGGAGUGGGAGGAUUCUCCUCCAUCAUGCCGCCCACGCUGAGAAGUAUGCCUCCGCCGCCACAGAGAGUCAUGAGCGGCGCUCGCGUGCUAAGAUCGCUCCGCAAGCUCGCCGCCUACUGCAGUUUGAUGGCCUUCUCCUGCCUGCUCGUUGUCAAGCUCGGCUCCCCCACCUCCUCGGCUCCUCCGCAUCGUCACGAUCUCUUCUUCCAUUUGUCUUGGUGGUGAGUUCUCUCAAGCAAGAUAAGUUUCUUUCUUCUGAGCU
Molecule: messenger RNA, 2293 nt
Organism: Selaginella moellendorffii
Lineage: Eukaryota; Viridiplantae; Streptophyta; Lycopodiopsida; Selaginellales; Selaginellaceae
Product: pseudouridine kinase-like
Exons: 10
Coding region: 701-1843 (380 amino acids)
Molecular function (GO): kinase activity
Source: RefSeq, a predicted model, not a curated record